Molecule: messenger RNA, 675 nt
Organism: Erigeron canadensis
Lineage: Eukaryota; Viridiplantae; Streptophyta; Magnoliopsida; Asterales; Asteraceae
Product: transcription initiation factor TFIID subunit 10
Exons: 7
Coding region: 107-526 (139 amino acids)
Biological process (GO): transcription initiation at RNA polymerase II promoter
Cellular component (GO): nucleus; transcription factor TFIID complex; SAGA complex
Molecular function (GO): promoter-specific chromatin binding; RNA polymerase II general transcription initiation factor activity
Source: RefSeq, a predicted model, not a curated record
AGUCUUGUUGUAAGGGUAAUAAUUCCCUCUUUCGGAAUAGUAUUUACGACUCUCAAUUCUCUGUUCAACAUCUGUUUCGACCACGGCGUAAUUAUCCGACGAGAAUAUGAAUCAUAACCAGCAGCAGCAGCAGGGAAAUGAAGUUAGACAUGAUGACGAAAAUGCUCUCUCGGAUUUUCUUGCUUCGUUAACGGACUACACUCCUACUAUUCCUGAUGAACUGGUGGAACAUUACUUAGCCAAGAGUGGAUUUCAAUGCCCAGAUGUUCGAAUAACCAGGCUGGUAGCUGUUGCUGCUCAGAAGUUUGUUUCGGAUGUUGCAACUGAUGCUCUUCAGCAUUGCAAGGCUAGACAGGCAACUAUUGUUAGGGACAAAAAAGACAAGCAGCAAAGGGAAAAGCGCCUGAUUAUGAACAUGGAAGAUCUCUCCAAGGCUCUUCAAGAGUAUGGCGUAAAUGUUAAGCAUCAGGAGUAUUUUGCUGAUAACCCUUCAGCUGGACUAGAAUCUGUUUCAAGGGAUGAAUAAGCUGCUGAAUAUCUCCAGGAGAAUGUUUGAUCUUAUGGGUUUGUUGUCAUGCUUUAAGCACAGUUAGUUGCUUUUUGUUAAAAACUGAAUGAAUCUGUAAAUACUGAAUGAUUAAAGUUGUGACUCAUUAAGAUCUGAGCUUGCAUGAA